AUGCUCUUACUGCUGGAAUCAAGCCACGUCCCUGCGGCGGCGAAGACUCGCAUCGCAAGUUACCCGGACUUGCCAACGGAUUACUCAUUGCACGGACCAGACUUGCUCGGCAGCACCCGCAGCAAGAGCGUUGCUGCGGGCCCCGGAAGGCUGAAGUCGGAUCGCGAAGGCAUCACCUCUGCCGGCAGCUCCGGCUCCACCACCUGCGACAAGUGCGAUGGCAAGCACCCGACGGAUAGGUGCCCGCACUUCCAGAAAGAUAGAGAGAAGCACAAGGACGCCUGGGUGAACUAUGGCUGUAAGAACAAUCCGCAUCAGAUGGGAGGCAACCCGGGCAACUUUGUGCUCAGGAAUGCACGCGUCAUUCGCCAACCCGGAGACGGCAGCUGUCUGUACCACUCCCUCAGCUACGGCCUGGGUAACACCGAUGCUAGAAGCUUGCGUCGAGAGCUAGCGCAGUUCUUGCGCGAUCGACCUGACCUAGAAAUUGCCGGGGAUACCUUGGAGGAGUGGGUUCGGUGGGACUCGAGCUCCUCCGUUGAGACGUACGCCAGGCGUCAGAGCAUGUCUGGUUGGGGAGGCGGCAUCGAGAUGGCGUGCUGCUCACACCUGAAAAACGUCAACAUCCACGUCUACGAGAGCGUCAGCAGGAUCUCCUCGGCCUUCAAGCGCAUCUCCUGCUUUGAUGCCCCCAAGCAGGAUGGAUUUGUUCGUACUGUCCAUGUACUUUACCAAGGAGGCCUUCAUUAUGAUGCCUUGCUUCCCACGUGA
Messenger RNA from Symbiodinium sp. CCMP2456, 771 nucleotides. The record is from the annotation of a GenBank genome assembly. NCBI's taxonomy places the organism in Eukaryota, Dinophyceae, Suessiales, Symbiodiniaceae.